AUAGCAUCGCAGCUAACCUGACUACACAAUAGGUACUUACUUCCAAGAUGGGAUCCCGCUUUAUGGGAGAAAUCUUUCAGCUUUAGCUGCGAAGCUAAGCGCAAGCAAGAUUGUUUUAUUGCGAUAGUCCUAACCCAGCAAUAUGUGUACCGUUGAAAAGAUCCUCAUCAAGGGCAUCCGCAGCUUUAGCCCCGACAAUGAGUACGUCAUCGAAUUCUACAAGCCGCUCACGAUCAUCGUCGGGUCGAAUGGCGCUGGCAAGACGACCAUCAUUGAGUGCCUGCGCAACGCCACCACGGGCGAGCUGCCGCCCAACACGCGGCAGGGGCAGGGCUUCGUGCACGACCCCAAGGUAGCGGGCGAGUCGGAGGUGAAGGCCCAAAUCAAGCUGUCCUUCCGCACCGCCACCGGGCAGCCCAUCUACGUCACACGCUCAUUCCAGCUGACCCAGAAAAAGACUGCUCUGCAGUUCAAGUCGCUGGACGCGGUGCUGACGUGUCGCAACCGGCUGACGGGGCAGCGCGAGAGCGUCACCUACCGCUGUGCGGACCUGGACCGCAUGGUGCCCACACUCAUGGGGGUGUCAAAGGCGGUGCUUGAGAACGUCAUCUUCGUGCACCAGGAGGAGUCCAACUGGCCACUGGCGGAGGGCAAGGUGCUCAAGGAGAAGUUCGACGACAUAUUCGCCGCAACAAAGUACACCAAGGCCCUGGAGGCCCUGCGCAAGCUGCGCAGCGAAAAGGCCCAGUCGCUGAAGGAGGGGCGGCUGACGCUGGAAACCAUCAAACAGGUUCGCGACAUGGCCUCCCACCACACCCGGGAGCGGGACGCGGCGCGGGGGCGGGUGACGGAGGCGCAGCAGCAGCUGGCGGGAUUCGAGGAGAAGGUCAAGGACCUGGACUCCCAGCGCUCCUCGCUGUCCUCCCGGCUGGCCGAGGUGGAGGCGCUGGCCCGGCAGCUGAGCGGGCGGCGGGGGCAGCUGGAGCAGCUGAGGAGCAUGAACAGGGAGCGGGAGGAGAGGUUCAGGGCCGCGGGUCGUGCCGACUUCGAGGAGAGCGACGAGGAGCUGCGGCGGCACCUGGCGGCCGCGGAGGCGGGGGCGGAGCAGCAGGCGGCGCGGCUGCGGCAGCUGGAGGGGGCGGUGGCGGGG
This is a messenger RNA of Astrephomene gubernaculifera, 1150 nucleotides long. Lineage: Eukaryota; Viridiplantae; Chlorophyta; Chlorophyceae; Chlamydomonadales; Astrephomenaceae. The record is from the annotation of a GenBank genome assembly.